Messenger RNA from Dentiscutata heterogama, 3597 nucleotides. The record is from the annotation of a GenBank genome assembly. NCBI's taxonomy places the organism in Eukaryota, Fungi, Glomeromycota, Glomeromycetes, Diversisporales, Gigasporaceae.
AUGUCAAGGAGAUCUAGAUUGAAAGGAAAAGAGAUUCUUGAAACUGAGUCUUUGUCUAGGCAGCAUUCUGUAGGUGAAGAUUCCCUCAGCGAGGGCGAGAAUACUCUAGAAAAGGGCGUUAAAAGGAUUAAGCUUGACGAAAGGAUAAGUCAAGAAAUUUCUGUUGCCUCUUCUUCGAGGCGUAGUUCUAACACUGAGAAACAUGCAAAACAAAAGGCAUAUGACGAGUUCCAAAUUGGCUCUAUUGUUCGAGUGUGUCUAAAGAAUUUCGUCACGUACGAUUCUGUAGAGUUUUUUCCGGGACCUAAUCUUAAUAUGAUCAUUGGCCCUAAUGGAACUGGAAAAAGUACAAUCGUGUGCGCGAUUGCUCUAGGCCUUGGAUGGAAUACAUCAGUAAAUCUUAAACUUCUGGGACGUGCAAAAGAGAUUUCAGAUUUUGUUAAACAUGGUCAAGAGCGCGCAUCAAUAGAAAUUGAAUUAAAGAGUAAAGGUAGAAAUGUUGUAAUUACGCGAAUGAUUCGAAAGUCUAAUAAUAUGUCUCAAUGGAAACUAAAUGGACAACCUGCAACUCAUCGUGAAGUUUCUAAUAAAGUAAAUUCGCUUAAUAUUCAAGUUGACAAUCUUUGGCAAAUGACACCACCGGAGUUACUUGUGCAAACUCAGAAGGCAGUUGGUGAAAAAGAGUUAAUUGAAUGGCACGAUACUCUUGUUCAGUUAAGAGAAGAAAAAAAAUCUCUCACAACAUCAACAAGGACUGAUAGUGAGCAGAUCGAAAAUCUCGAAAAGAGAAAUUCAGUUCUGGAAAAAGAUGUAACACGCUUCAGAGAAAGGGAAGCUAUAUUAAAACGGAUUCGAUUAUAUGAACUGCGUAUCCCUUUCGCCCGUUACGGUGUUGCAAAACAUAUGUAUGAUGUAGCAAAGCAGAAACGUGCGGAAGCACACUUAGAAUACCAAAAUCUUGCUAAAGAGAAUGAACCUGCGGAUGCUAGAAAAGGUGAGCUCGAAGAAUUAGCAUCACGAGCUGCUAAAGAGAAAAAAAGAUGCACUGAAAUGUAUAACACAAAAAAACGAAAAAUGGAGGAAACUGCAAAUAAAUUAGAGCAAUCGGAAGCAGCAAGUGAAAAUAUUCGAAAGGAUUUAGCAGAUCUCAAAAAAAAAGAAAGAACAAGAAAAAAUCGUAUUGCUCAACUUCGUAAUGAAAUCGCCGAAUUGGAAGAAAGAACUAGUUCUCCACCUUUAAGAAGUGAUGACUCUGAUAUUCGGCUAAAAAUGGAUGAUGUCGCACGUCGUUCAAGAGAAUUACAAUCGCAGCUGAACGAUAAUAAGUUUAACCAAGACGAAAUUAAUUUAGCGGCCAGUAAUGUUGAUCGUGAGAUACAAAUAAUAAAGCAACAACUUAAAGAGCUUGAUGACGUAAAAAGACGUCGCCUCGAAAGCAUUCGUCGCGUUGACUAUGAUACUUUUCGAGCUUAUGAAUGGUUGCAACAAAACCAGGAUAAAUUGUGUGGACGCGUUUUUGGGCCAGUUUGUAUGGAGAUAAAUAUUAAAGAUAUGCAAUAUGCUGACGCAAUAGAGAACGCGCUAGGAAAUGUUAAUAAGAUAUUCGUAUGUGAAAUGGAACAAGAUUACCACACAAUUACAAGAGAACUUUGCGAUAAUCGCCGCAUGAAAAUAAAUGUUUUUUUCCCCAGAGCAACAAUGGAUUCAUUUCCACCACCCAUACCACACCAACAGCUUAGAUCUUAUGGCUUUGUAAGUUACCUUUUGGAUUUAAUAGAAGCACCGCCGCGACUGCAAGCAGCACUUUGCGAUAUGUCUAAAUUGCAUGCAAUUGUGAGUAUGCCAUUGGCGAGGAAUGAGUCGGAUAUCAAUCAUGAUAUUAUUAAGGGCAAUAGAGCCUUUUUUAAAUAUUAUGCCGGAGAAACGUCUUAUUCGGUUUCGUUUUCGAAAUAUGGUCAAAAGUUUUCGCAAGUCCUCACUAAUAGAAUAAGGCCAUCAAAGUUCUUCACUGCUACGAUGAACAUCGAAGAAAAACAUGAACUUGAAAAACAACUCCAAGAAUGCCAGAUAAAGUUAAAUCAAUUUGAUCAAUCUCUCACUGGCCUAAGGAAAGAGUAUGGGAAUCUUAACAAGUCCAUUGAUUUGUUGUACGGUGAACGGAAUACAAUCAACGAAGAAAAACGCAAAAAUCAACUCGCUUUAAAAGAAUUUGAAAGGUUGAAAGUUAGACUUGGUACAAAAAGAGACCAAUUGCAACGUGAACUCGAACAACCCGCUUCAAUGAUGGACGAAGAAAAUGCAUUGAGAAGAGACUUCAGUAAAAUUGCGAAAAAGCGAGGACAACUUGUUAUACAAAUUAAAAAAAUUAUGGAGGAAUGCAUGCAGCUAUUUUCAGAGAGAAUUUUGGCAACAUUAAAGCAUAUGCAAGCUUCAUCAGAUCUUAAUGCUUUAGAAAGACAAACUCAAGACAGAGAUGAAGCAUUAAAACAGGCGCAUAUAAAGUUUUCAGAAGCUGAUGUAAGAUUUAAUAGUGCUAAAUCAGAAGCAAGGCGUUUACUUAACGAGGCGAAUGCUGGAAUUGAAGGUAUUGAUUCAGAAACUAGUCGCGCAUUACAAGAGCUUAGCCAGGGAAUGACACUUGAAGAACUUGAAGAUGCGGUUGCGAGUGAACGUGCUAAAGCUGAUUUACACUAUGCAAUUGAUUCACGUGUUAUUGAAACAUAUGAAACAAGGAAAGCUGAGAUCGAUUCGAUCAAGUCUAGAUUGUCAAUUAAAACAUCUCGAUUGGCGAAAUUGACUAGUGACUUAGCAACUUUGAGGGAAAAAUGGGAGCCACGAUUGAAUUCUCUAGUUAAAGAAAUUAGUCAAGGAUUUUCCAAUGCGUUUGACCGCAAGUGUAUUGGAUGCGCUGGCGAGGUUCGUGUCAGUACCCACGAAGAUUAUGACAAAUGGGCUGGUUCUAAUGAAUCUAUAAACAGAGAUAAUGAAAGACUUCAGGCAUUAACAGGUCAAAGGCAAUCAGGCGGUGAACGAUCUGUUUCAACAAUAAUGUACUUAAUGGCACUACAAGAGCUGUCUAAAACUCCAUUUAGAGUUGUUGAUGAAAUAAAUCAAGGAAUGGAUCCUCGUAAUGAGCGAUUGGUACAUAGUCAAAUGGUUCAAACUGCUUGUCGCCCUAAUACAUCGCAAUAUUUUUUAAUCACGCCAAAACUUUUACCAGACCUUGAGUAUCAUGAGAGGAUGAAAAUUCUAUGUAUAUAUAAUGGAGAGUGGCAGCCUGAGACUAUGAAUUGGAAGAAUGAAAAAAACGAUAAGGGAAGGAACAUUUUAUGUCAAGUUGCUGGAAUAACAUUUGUAAUCCAGUACAAGAACUGGACAGGAAAUAAUAGAAUAAGUGACUCAAAACAAUAUGAAGGUGCCGCUAUUGGCAUUAUAGUUGCACCUUCAACGAGUGCAUUCAUGCCCAGUACAGUAGAAGCGGCCGAAACAGCCAAUAAAUUAAUCCUCUUUUCGACCAUAAACAAACUACGUUUUUAUAUUUCUCACGCAACUGUUAAUAGUCAAAAUGGUGUUUUUACUUAUUUUCAACUAUUAUGA